This is a messenger RNA of Aedes aegypti (yellow fever mosquito), 2242 nucleotides long. It is a transcript of the gene Hsc70-2, whose product is annotated as heat shock 70 kDa protein cognate 2. NCBI's taxonomy places the organism in Eukaryota, Metazoa, Arthropoda, Insecta, Diptera, Culicidae. Gene Ontology annotation, biological process: cellular response to unfolded protein; protein refolding. The transcript is spliced from 4 exons. Gene Ontology annotation, molecular function: heat shock protein binding; ATP binding; ATP hydrolysis activity. Gene Ontology annotation, cellular component: cytoplasm. The coding region runs from base 163 to 2070 and encodes 635 amino acids. The record is from RefSeq and is a predicted model, not a curated record.
GGCGCCCAGUUUGUACUCUGUUCGUCGCGGUUGUCCGGUGCAGAUCUCGUGAUUUGCUUUCUAGCGAAAAGAAACCAACUGGUGCUUCAUUUCCAGUUCCCGUGUGAAGUGUCCACCUCUAAGGCAAGUGUUUGGAAGAAACAAGAAAAAAGAGUGCGAAACAUGGGCAAGACACCGGCCGUCGGAAUCGAUUUGGGAACGACCUACAGCUGUGUCGGCGUUUGGCAGCAUGGCAAGGUGGAAAUUAUUGCCAACGACCAGGGUAACCGGACGACCCCUUCGUACGUUGCCUUCAACGACACGGAACGGCUGAUUGGCGAUGCUGCCAAGAAUCAGGUGGCAAUGAACGCCAAGAACACCGUUUUCGACGCCAAGCGUUUGAUCGGUCGUCGCUUCGACGACCAGAAGAUCCAGGAAGAUAUGAAGCACUGGCCGUUCACCGUGGUCAACGACUGCGGCAAGCCGAAGAUCCAGGUGGAGUUCAAGGGCGAAACGAAACGCUUCGCCCCGGAGGAGAUAAGCUCCAUGGUGUUGACCAAGAUGCGCGAGGUAGCCGAGGUAUACCUGGGCGGUAAGGUGAGCGAUGCGGUCAUUACCGUGCCGGCGUACUUCAACGACUCGCAACGGCAAGCGACCAAGGAUGCUGGGGCAAUUGCCGGCUUGAACGUCAUGCGGAUCAUCAACGAACCGACGGCGGCUGCGUUGGCCUAUGGACUGGACAAGAAUUUGAAGGGCGAGAAGAACGUGCUUAUCUUCGAUUUGGGCGGUGGUACCUUCGACGUCUCAAUCCUAACCAUCGAUGAGGGUUCUCUGUUCGAGGUGAAGUCUACGGCUGGUGAUACACAUCUGGGUGGCGAGGACUUCGACAACCGUAUGGUUAAUCACUUUGUGGAGGAGUUCAAGCGCAAACACAAGAAGGACAUGAGCGGAAACAUUCGUGCUCUUCGUCGGUUGCGUACGGCUUGCGAACGUGCGAAGCGCACUCUGUCGUCGAGCACGGAGGCAUCGCUGGAGAUCGAUGCUCUGCAUGAUGGCGUCGAUUUCUACUCGAAAAUUACACGUGCUCGUUUUGAAGAGCUGUGCAUGGAUUUGUUCCGUUCGACGUUGGCUCCGGUCGAGCGUGCUCUUACCGAUGCAAAGUUGGAUAAGGGGGCAAUCCAUGACGUAGUUUUGGUAGGGGGGUCUAUCCGAAUCCCUAAGGUUCAAAAAAUGUUGCAGGACUUCUUCUGCGGAAAGGCUUUGAAUUUGUCUAUUAAUCCGGACGAAGCCGUUGCAUACGGAGCUGCGGUACAGGCUGCAAUCCUCAGCGGGGAUGGAAGUUCGCAAAUCCAGGACGUUCUGCUGGUGGACGUUACUCCGCUUUCGUUGGGUAUCGAAACCGCUGGAGGCGUCAUGACCAAGAUCAUUGAGCGCAACUCUCGUAUACCGUGCAAGCAGCAGCAGACUUUUACCACGUACAGUGACAAUCAGAAUGCUGUGACAAUCCAGGUAUUUGAGGGUGAGCGAGCUAUGACCAAGGACAACAACCUGCUAGGAACGUUCAACCUGACCGGGAUCCCACCGGCGCCACGUGGAGUACCGAAGAUUGAGGUUACGUUCGAUCUGAAUGCCGACGGUAUUCUGAACGUUUCGGCCAAGGACAACAGUACCGGCAAGUCGGAGAAGAUCACCAUCAAGAACGACAAAGGACGACUGUCGAAAGCAGAAAUCGAUCGGAUGCUGUCGGAAGCGGAGAAGUACCGCGAAGAGGAUGAACGUCAGCGCGAGAAGAUCACGGCCCGCAACCAGUUGGAGAGCUAUAUCUUCAACUGUAAGCAAGCGGUGGAAGAUGCUCCGGCUGGAAAGCUCUCCGACUCGGACAAGCAAACGGUUAAGGACAAGUGCACUUCGGAGAUGUCAUGGUUGGAUGCUAACACACUGGCCGAGAAGGAUGAGUUCGAACAUCAUCUGAAGGAGUGCCAACGGGUUUGUGGACCAAUCAUGGCCAAGAUGCAUCAGGGAGCAGCUGGAGGUGAAGGUGGUGGUUCUUCGGCCGGUGGCAAAGGACCAACCGUUGAGGAAGUUGAUUGAAUAUCCAAUUUGGAGCAAUCAAAUUAUCUGAUAAAUCCUCAACUCUGUGUCCAAAACUGCUGAUACUAACAAUGUAACCGGCGCUUGUCUGUUUGGGUAUGCUUUAAUAUUUAUACAUUUAUAAUUAGGUGAGGCGAAAUACGAAUAAUAAAUAACGGAAAGCUUGGGUUCA